ACGCGCCAAAGAACUUCGAUUCGCGAGUUCCAGAAGGCCUAUGGACAGGCUCGUUGCAAGCUUGUCGUCGCACAGGUUUAGGGCCUCGUGAGAUUGCCAGGGUGGUCCUGUCUCUCAAAAGAGCGACCGGGGGCCAGCAUAAUCCCUUGUGCCGCCUUGUGGUGUGGGUCCGUUCCAUCAUGUACCCGUACCAUGGACACGCCAAAUGGCGCCCCCCACACCUUGCCCUUUCCUCUCCCCUUGCCCCUCUUGCCCCCCUUGCCCCUGAGCUGUCGAGCUGCGAGCCGACCAUUCCCCAAGUUAUCAAGUUUGGGGAUGACAAGGUCGAUCGCAUGGGUGCACAUGUCAGCCACGACGGAUAUCGACAAGGUGGUUGCUACUGCCGCUGCGACAAGCGUCUUUAAUCCCGUACCGUACCUGCGUGUCGCGGUCGCCAUGUGUCAAGCGAGCAUGGUACGGCGUCAAAACAUAAGAUGGUGGGAUGCGCCAACGGGUGGCACAAACGGGUCAGCGACUUGAAGAAGGCCUGGCCUCAAGUGCGUUGCGGUCCAGUCCAGUUGAAUUCAGGUAGUGGACCUGACCGUGCCUCAAACAUGGUUGACUUUUCGAGGUCGCCAUGCAAAGCACAGCACAGCAUAGCACAGCACAGUAAUGCAAUGCAUAAGGCUCUAGCAGAGCUGGCUGCUUGCCAAAAGCUGUCGCACUUUGAAGCAAAAAGGG
Molecule: messenger RNA, 720 nt
Organism: Sodiomyces alkalinus F11
Lineage: Eukaryota; Fungi; Ascomycota; Sordariomycetes; Glomerellales; Plectosphaerellaceae
Exons: 1
Coding region: 180-404 (74 amino acids)
Source: RefSeq, a predicted model, not a curated record